GAACAUUUAAGAUUAAUUUUUAAAUUAUCGUGUACUGUUUUAAUACACAUUAAUCCAUUAAUAAUCUCUGCGAUUGAAUACCUUUUAAAUGGAAAGGAAUUCACCGUUCUAGAUUAUUUUUUCUUUUGAUAUAAAAUAUGACCCUUUUAUCUUGGAAUUAGUCAUCAGGUGUUUGACGAUAACUCAACGAUUUUCUCACGUAAUAUUUCUUGCGCAAAAAGAGUUCUUGUGAUCGGUCACGCCGUUACUGUUGCGUUACUCAUUUAUAAUAUCCGCGAUUAAUUGCUGCGUUUGAUCGUACCUUUCUAUUGUAUCAUGAAACUAACGAUCGGUAAUAGAUCAGUAAUAGAAAAAAUGUAGACCGCAAAAGGCAGAUAAUAUAUUCGCAUAAUGUGCAAUUUUCGAUCUGGUACACACACACACGUUUUCUUUUUAUUAAUCUAUUCGUAUAUAGAACCGCUCCUUGCAACCAUCACAUCGAUCCUUUACGGGCGUACGUGACGUCACGCGAACGACUCGAAAUGACUUGAAAUGCAAUUUCCCCUUGACGCACACUGCAUUCUUCGUUUUUACGUUCCUAACGAUUCGUGCUUUUAAUCUUAUUUUAUUUUACCAUGUUUGCGCAAUGCACAGAAAUUGCAAUAUGUUUACUGAGAAGAAAAGAGAAGGAAGAAAUUACAAUUCGAGUCAUAGCUAAUAUAUAUUUUUAAUUUUAUGUUUAUAUAUUUAUCUUAGGAGUCAAAAUAAUUUAAAUGAAUUAAUGAGCUCAUGAAUUAGUCAGCAAUUUCCAUAUUUAUUUAUACUUUAGAAAGCAAUAGAUUUUGCGCGCGCGCGCGCGCGCGUAAUGAGAACUGAAAAAUAGUGUAACGCAUUCCGGGGGGAUAUUUCCGGCCAUUUGUCAGCGUACAAGCGAACGAGUCUGUUUUCAAAAGUUAAUGACAUACCCGUGCGAACCGAUAAACUGUUACAUUGUUGACUAGUGGCCUAGCGUGUUCGUGAAAGAUUCAGCAAUUCGAUUCGCGGAUGUCUUGGUGAAUGAGCCGACCGCGGAAAAAAAAGCCUCGCCUUUCCCGGAUCCUGCCAUCCGAACGUCCAGAAUACACAAUGCCGAGUAAAUUGGAUGGAAAUACGCGGAUCAAAAGUGGUCAGUGCUCUUCCUGUUUCUUUACACGUGCGCGCACGUUUAAAUUCUAAGACUCUAAAAAUGUUCUAAAAAAAGAUCGAAGCUCUUUCUUCAAGUUCUCACAAGAGUGGUUUCGCUAAAAAGUGCCUAAAAAUUUGAUCUGAUAUUGCUUUUGUAUGAGAGCAAAAUAAUUAUGUAGGAUAUUCAAGCGAGUUGCUAUCAAAAUUUCUUGCAGCGUGACUCAUUAUGCGUGAGCAUCUCAUAUAUAAUAAUUUUGACGGUCCAAUAAAAAAAAAACUUUCCUUUAGCGAAUUUAUUAGCCAUUUCGAAAAUUAUUUUUGUAUACAUAAUUAAUGAAUCUUAAACUUCAGAAUCUGGAAUCCGGGAAACUUUAAACUAAAAAUUUCCAAAACCUAAAUAUUUUUAAACUCUCUUUGCUAAUUUUUCAUUUUUUUUUUAUCUUUUCAUAUCCAGUCCAAUUUGUCUAAAAAAAUUUGUGCUCGCUGACAGUGUCCGAUCUGAUUAAGAAUCGUAUUGACGAAAAAUGAAUUAACCACGUAUCGCUAAGAUAUUACGAAUGCGAACUGACCCCACUCACCGUCCGCGAGCCACGUGGAUACCUGAGUUCUCCAGGCUCCCACACUUGGAUCAAGCUCCCACUACCUGCCGAUUGCGCCUUCUUCCUUCCUCCUUCGUCCUUCUCCGUGGGCUCGCUAACGCGGUCCCUGCUCGGCCAAUUGCGGUGUGGCUUACCUCGACCUCGUGUCCCUGUAUGCUCUCUCUGUCUCUCGUCGUUUAGUGUCCUACGGGUGAUUCAGCCGCGUGGAUGCUGCGUCGGGUCUCGCAACCAGAAGGCGUGCGAAACGUGUCAAUAAGUAAAUCAAUUUCUUUUUUAUCGCGGUGUGCGGCGCCAUUGUCUACGAUGCUAAUUACUUAAUCGACUGUUGCGUGUUUUAUAAUUUGCAUUUAAUGAGGAAACGCAGAAGAAACUGUCAUUAGGUCGAAAACGUGAGUUUGUGCGUGGGAGCACUGCGGGCUCUGGGGGCGGAUGUAGGCGCUGUGAACCCGGGUGAAUUGGCAGCAGGAUCAACCCUGUGGCCGGUACUGGCUCUGCUCUUCGCCUUGUCGCGUUACAAGCAGCGAGCCAAGCAGCUACAGGAUAUGCCCAGGCUGCCGUCGCCCUAUAACAAGCAGUCGUCGGGAGUUGGCGGCGCGGGGGGUGGUCCUGGGGGUGGCACGAGUAUACCCCUGCCUGCGACCGUCGCCGCCACCAGAAGAUGCCCUCCGGACAAAGUCAGACCAGCUCCGGCACCGACGCAUCAAUCACAACUCGGAGGUUUAAAACACGGAAACGGCGGCGUAGGCAGCGCAAGUAGUUCUAGAAGUACCAGUCCAAGUCAACAGCAACCGUCUCAAGGUGGUCUCUCGUUCAUUCCGCAACCUAGGAGUCAGAAUACAAAUCGACAACCUACGGCUACCACGCCAAGCCCCCGAGCAUCUACAGUAGGCCGGCCUAACGGAGGUCUGAGGCCCCAGCAACAGGCCUCACCGUAUUCUGGAAACACUGCCCCGCCACCUCAGCCGAACAAGAACUCCGUAUUAGAUAAGUUUAAACUUUUCAACAACAAAGAUAAAAAUCAAGAGCGAGGGAAAACUUCAUCGGGUGUCUCGAAACGCACUUCCAGUUCUUCCGGAUUUUCCUCAGCUCGAUCUGAACAUUCGGACAGUUCAACUUCCUUGUGCGAUCAAAGCAAGGCCCAAGCCCAGGAAUCACCAAAGAGUCGCGCAUUGAAGUCAAAACUGCAAUCGGCUAAACCGGCGAAACAGGCCAGCCCGAAGACAGCCAGGAAAGAGCAGAGCAAAGCCCAAAGCAAAAUCGCGCGUACGAGCAAAGGUCUGCCGAUCUCUACAGAGAAGCUAACGACGCCCUAUAAUAAUCCGGUCAUGGAACAAGAUGUCAGAAUUACCAGUAAAAGCAUUGGCGUCAAAUUACCGAGUGAUAAGAAAACGCCUACUCUUCAGGAACUGGUGAAGCAACCGAUAGUUCAACCUUCGAAACCGAAUCCCUCCGUUCUGACGCCUCCUAAACAAAUUAAUCUUCAAGACACCAAAAACGUGAACUUGAGAAACGAGCUUCCGACGACGAAACUUUCGCCUAGAUCGAAGAUGGAGCUUCCAGGCAAGAUAUCGGAUCCAAAAAUUUAUUUGCAAAGCAUGAAGCCUCCGCCAAACGGCCUGAACAAGGACUUUGUGAUGCAGAAAGCAAUUCUGGCAAAUACCAACGGUAUCAUCAAGCCAUGUGAACUGGGAGAGACGCUUGUUCACGAAAACGAUACUUUUGAUCGCACUCUAAGUAUGAACCAAGCGAACUUAUCAGACGGCAAGGAUCACACGGUAAAACAAAAAGAGCCAGAAGUUUUCGAAGAUAGUCACGAACAGCAAUUAAGAAUGGAAAACUUUGACUCGCCAUCGAAGAGUCAAGUGCCGAGUCAAGAGAAGGUUAUCUGCGAGGAAAAAGUAGAAUCCGUUGAUGCACCUAACGACAAACAAGACUCUCUGAUGACCAAUCCCGUGAAUUCGGCAGCUGACGAGAAGCUAGCUAAUGCUGAAGACGGAUCGACGAGCACGCUUGCGCAAAGCAAUCUGAACUUUGGGUCCAGUAAACCGUUAGCAGGCUCAAACAGUCCUCUUCACGGCCCGAAUCCGGCCGGUCUCAGUCCUGGUUCCAGCAUCCCGAAACCUACCGCACUCGUAAAAGGUACAUCAAAACCUUCGAAGGACAAUGGCACGGUCAGCGGAAUGCCAACGACAACGAAGCCGAAAAGCGGCGACGCUCUUCAUCGCAAACUCGAUCCCAACACAGUAGCGAUGGUGUCGCCGAUGCCGAGUAUUUCGGACCUUAUGUCCGAGAGUUCGCAUAGCAAUUCUAACAGCACCGGACAGAGUAACUCGAGCGACAGUAGCGUCAUUUAUAGGCCAAGCAGCGAAAGCGGUAGCGAGAUAAAGACGAUCCCUAACCGCAAGAUCGACACUACGUUUGAGCAAAUGGAGAAGGUCAGUGUUGGGAUUUUUCUCAGACGAUGGCUAUCGAAUAAAACUGUGCUGUCGGAAAGCUCAACGUGCGGUGCUCUGGCAGACGAUGAGGCCGAGAUGACCGUGAAACCCAUGCAACCUCUUCUGCGUGGGUACACACCCGGAGCCCGGGGCUUGCAAACUCUGCCAAGCCGUGCCACGGCCCGACAGUACACCGUCCUGCACUCGUCGUCGCAUCAUCAUGUCGGUGGUCACCACGACUACGCCGACGUAGACGUCGCUUCCGGUUACCUGAGCGAUGGCGAGGUGCUCCGCGGAGGCGGCAUGAGCGUUGGCAGUAGAACUCUUUCAGACUUAUGUGACGGAUACAUGUCCGAAGGUGGCGCGUCUCUCUAUGCUCGUAGGAUUAAUCCUUCCUAUGGUCACGAGCAUGACAGAUACGCGGGUGGCUCACGACGAGAGCUGUCGGGGGUGAAGGAACUGGUGACCUCGAGGCGGGUGCAGAAGAAUCGGCCGUCGGGGAUCGCGAGGUCGGAUGGCGGCUGCAUCGGGGGCGUUAGUCCAGGAAGCGGUGGCGGCGGCGGCGGCGGCGGUGGCGGCGGCAGCGUCGGCAUCGGCGGCGUCGUCGCCGGCGGUCUUCUAGGCGGCUGCAGCGGCGGGAACGACGCCUUGGCAGAGCUCACGAUCGAGGAGCUGGCUUCCAUUCCCGCCGGAAAUCACACCUCCGCCAAUCACACAGGACAUCCCUCUCAUCACAAGAGAGUGCCGGGCGGAGGGAGUGUAAUUGUGGGGGGUGGCGGUGGAUCGGCCACCCCCCAAGGGGCGCAGCAGGGUAACAGUCACAAUCUGGUGUAUCGCGUGGUGGGUUCACGCGGGCAUCAUCCACACGUGAAGAAGUCCGACAGCUCUCAGCAGACCGAGAGCUCGGCCUUCAAACAUCAACAGCACCAGCAGCAUCAGCAGCACCAGCAGCAUCAGCAACAUCAGCAACAUCAGCAGCAACAGCAGCAACAACAGCAGCAGCAACAACAACAGAGCUCAAACGGCUCUGGCAGCAGUAUCAGUUCCAACAGCCAGCAAUGGAAGAAGUACAUCGAAGCGGGCGCCGCAAGAGAGAGAGACAAGGAUGGCGCGCCACCCAGCCCUAGUCCUUCCAGGAGAUCCCAGGAUAAACACCGGAAACAGACCAUGGCCGAAUAUGCAAAUGGCGAAAAACCACAAAAAGUUUCGUCGGGCACGUCAACCAGCAACAGUGGCAAAGUUCGCGGAGUACCACAAAGCUUUGGCUAUGUGAAAAGGCACAGUGCAGGCACUAGUUCGAGUCCAAAUGGCGUCCAAAACGGCAGCAAGGAUGCCACCAGGACAGCUCAAGUUAGCGCCGUGCCGAGGACCAAGGUCAAGGUGUCCGGUGGCACGCAGACGUGCACCACAGAAUUACAAGCAAAUUCCUCGGGAUCAAAUCAGGGCCAUCAUUACAAGAGCUACAGUCUCACCGGUCCCAGCGCUAGUCAACUCUCGCAGUCGGUUCGAGAUCGCCUCAUGCUGGGCUCGCAGAGCCUGCCGAAACCCGGUAGUCCAGAAUUCACCGCUCUUUUUUCUGCCCAUCAUCGCGAGAGAGGGACAGGCGUUGGACCAGCGAGCGGGUCGUUUUCGCCCCGGGUAUUAAAACCAUCUGACGGCAGUCUCAGCGACACAUGUAGCAAUUACGCUGCACCUGAUCUUCAGGGCUACUACGGGACACCCAACAGCCCUUACACCACCUCAUGGAUGAGACACAGCAAUACCUACACGCCCAGCGGACGAUCUCAAGGAAUGGGUUUAUGCGAGGCGGAUAGCGUGGAAUCAUUGGGCUCCCAUCGUGCGAGUUUAACACAUGCUCGUCUCCUAAUGCACCAGAGGGAUUCUACGGGAUCCCCGGCGCCACCCAGACUUAACAGGAGCAACUCCAUCAGCCAUCUGCGGGACAGGACAUUCCCAAGAUCCACCAAGAGCGAGAAAAUGUAUCCGUCGAUGUUGGCACGCGGAAGCGGCGCCUCGUCGUCGGUUGGCGAGGAGGUCGGGAUGGGCAUGGGAGUCGGAGUCGAGCCGUACUACAGCGUUCCCGUGGGAUCGGCGGGAUGCACCGGCCAACAUUGGUCCCAGCCGACGUCGCCGACACCCACGCACACCUCACGGCAGCCGCCAAACUUAUACCAGCACAUACACAAGGACGACGACAUUCACGGUUCUUCGGUAUCUUUGGUGUCCACUACGAGUAGCCUUUACAGUUCAGCUGAGGAGAAGCAGGCGCAUGAAUUGAGAAAAUUGCGUCGCGAAUUACUAGACGCUCAGGAAAAGGUGCAUUCGUUAACCAGUCAACUUUCCACAAACGCACACGUGGUCUCAGCUUUUGAGCAAUCGUUAUCCAAUAUGACCCAGAGAUUACAGCAACUUACGGCUACAGCUGAGAAGAAGGAUUCCGAGCUUCAGGAGCUGCGAGAGACGAUCGAGAGGCUGCGCAAGCAGAGCGCCGAGGCUGGACUGAACAACGGUUCAGCCGCGAACAAUGGUCGGCGUCACACCUUGGGCGACUCCGAAUCCGGUACCACCGGCUGCACCGGCAACGGCGGCAACAAUCAUCAGGGCCCAUCGAUGGCGAGGCAGCUGUCUGCGGACAGCGUGACGUCUCUGAACUCGCUGAGCAGCGCAUGUUCGGGCGGCAGCAGUCAUCACAAGAAGAAGGGCUGGUUGCGCAGCUCAUUCUCCAAGGCGUUCUCGAGGUCGCGCAAGAACCGGCACGGCUCGGUCUCCGACGCCGAGGACUGCAAGGAGAGCCCCGGCGGUCCCAACGAUCUGAGCGCUCCCAACAGCCCCAGGCUGCCGACCGCGUCCAAACACGAGUCCUCGAGGCCGAAAACCGUGAGGAGUAACAGCCAGAAAUCUCCCGAGCAUGAGAAUCCUCUGUCGGGGAGCAAAAGCAGCUCGGCGCUGUAUAAGAAAGAGGACGAAGACGUGGACGAAUUGAAGAAACAGUUGAGAGAGAAGGACCUGGUGCUCACAGACAUCAGAUUGGAAGCCUUAUCCUCGGCCCAUCAGCUGGAAUCCUUGAAGGACACGGUCAUCAAGAUGAGGUACGAGAUGCUGAACUUAAAGCAGAACAACGAGCGUCUCCAGCGAUUGGUGACCUCGAAGUCGCUUACCUCAUCGCAGUCCUCUCUACCUAGUGACCCAGAUCGACGCUUCAGCAUGACCGAGGUGGCGUCGAGUGUCGCAGCGCUGUCGAACGGCGAUGUUAGUUCCACGGCCGACAAUCUGGAAGAUCUCAACGUCUCGGUCGAGCACACCGUGGUGCCGUCGAGUGCGACAGCCACGGAACCGGUUCUCGAGCAAGACACCGACGGCAAACGGAUCAGCGUGGCUGUCUAUCUCGGCAGCGAGCGAAAUUUCAACUACAAUCUGAUCACCGGGAGCUCCGCGGAUGGCACCAUAGGCGAGCCACCGCACUGCAUGAUCGCUAGCGUGUGCAUCAGCAACAAGACUAGCUGGGACGCUCUGGACUCUAUGGUGAGGCGUUGCUUCAAGGAGUACGUUUCUCGGGUAGACCCCGUGACGAAUCUGGGUCUCGGCGUCGAAUGUGUCGCCGCAUACCACUACGGCGAGGCUUCUAGAUGCAUUACCGAUUCUCAACAUCCCGAGUUGCUGCCCUGCGGCUAUCUAGUCGGUCACGUGAAGACUAUCUAUCUAGUGUUGUCGGGCUAUUCCUGGCUGGCGGUGGACACCUUGAUACCGCGGUCCAUCGUUCAGCGACUAAUCUCCCUUCUAACGGAACAUCGCAGGGUGAUCCUGUGCGGUCCAAGUGGCACGGGAAAGAGUUACUUGGCUGGGAAACUAGCGCACGCCCUAGUAGACGCCGACAAUGACACGAAGGACGCCGCCGCUGUUGCGACUUUUAAUGUCGAUCACAAGUCCAGUAAGGAAUUACGCCAGUAUCUCGCGCACAUCGCCGAAAGGUGCGAUUCGAAUGCCGCUGACGAGCUACCAAGGGUGAUUAUCUUGGAAAAUCUACAACACGCGGCGUCCCUGGGUGAACUCUUCAGCGGACUCCUAGGAACUAGGCACUCAUCGUGUCCUGCCAUCAUCGGUACCAUGAGUCAGGCCACCUGUAGUACCACCAACUUGCAGUUACAUCAUAAUUUCAGGUGGGUAUUAUGCGCGAAUCAUAUGGAGCCGGUAAAAGGAUUCCUGGGACGUUAUUUGAGAAGGAAAUUACUGGAGCACGAACUGCGCGAAUGUGCCGGGACGAGGAACGCGGAAAUGGCAGCAGUAGUCGAGUGGCUGCCGCGAGUGUGGUUGCAUCUCAACAAGUUCCUAGAAACCCACAGCAGCUCCGACGUAACAAUAGGACCGCGGCUCUUCUUGUCGUGUCCGAUGGAAGUGGCUGGCUCUCAAGUGUGGUUUACCGAUCUAUGGAACUAUUCGGUGAUACCCUACCUAGUGGAGGCGGUCAGGGAAGGAUUGACACUGUACGGAAGACGCGUAAGCGGGAACGGAAAUGGCGAGCCCACAUGGGAGGAUCCAGCGCAAUUCAUCACGUCCAGCUAUCCAUGGCUCUCGACGCAUGCUGUGCAUGGCGGUAGUGACGCUCUUCUACGUCUGAGACCCGAAGACGUGGGAUACGAUGUCGUCUCUAGCGGACACACUUCUGGUGUGGGCGCAUCCAGCGUAAAGAGCCUCGGAAGUACUCACAGUGAUACUGAAGGAGAUCCUCUGCUUAACAUGCUGAUGAGGUUACAGGAAGCAGCUAAUUAUUCGAGUCCGCAUAGCAAUGACAGUGACUCGGUGACGUCCCUUGACUCAUCACAUACUCGCCACUCAGAGGACUUGAGCAGCUCAACAUCUUCGUCAAGAGGAGUAGAAUCGGCACUCUAAAUUAACAAGAUAUGAACAAAAUUCGUCGCCGAAAGAUCACGUAUCGACCAAUUUCAAUAAGAAAGAUUACAAAAGAUCAAUAGCUCUCGCAAAUAAACAAUCAUUCCGAUCGCCGAAUUCAGCGCAAGAGAAAAUUAUUUAUACAAGGUAAAAGGUAAUUAUAAACGAGGAAUAUACUUAUCAGGGAAAAUAAUCAGCACAAUGUUUCUAAGAUUAAAACUCAAAAAAAGAAAGUUACAGGUAUCACUAAGUCGUACUUCUAAAUCGAGAUAAGAGCUCAGUUAAACGUGGGCGAUAAUAAACUUAUCGUAAUAAACAUCAAAUUUCAUACUUAAGGACCCUCUGAAAUGCAAUAAAAUUAAAAAGAAGUCACGAAGCGCCAGCUAUUUUAAGACCAUAUUAUUUUAAUACGAACAGUAGCUUCGUAAUGAUCUAAGAGGGAUUCAAAAUGCCUAUUUCAGCUGGCCUAGAUUUAUAGAUUUCUACGUGCAUCCAGCAUCUAGGUGUGAUAUGUAAUAUUUAAUAAAAACGGAUAAGCCGGCGACACUUCACUCCUAAGAAAAAUAGACGGACCGAAAGAAAUUUAUUUUAGACGAAGAUAGAUCUUUAUAAAUUUUCGAAAUUGUGAAAAUUAAACUUUUUAAUCUUUAUCUAAUUAAAAUUAGUUAAAGCUAAUGGAUUCGGAAAAUUAAAUUGGAAACAUAAAAUAAAUAGUUAUAAAAAGAAUUCCAGCAUUAAAAAGUAUAGCCUUUUGGCUUUUUAGAUAAAUUCAAAAUAAAUUUUUCUUUAUUUUUUAAUUGUAUUAUCACAACUUACUUUCUGAAGUAUUAACAAUCAUAGAAAUAUCAAAAAUGUGAUUUUGCGAAAUGGCUAUUCGCUAAUUUCUUUCGGUCUGAUAAUUUUUCGAGACAUACACGCGAACGCGAUAAUGCAAUAAUUUCUACGCUGCCGUUUGCGAAAUUCUAUUUUAAUGGGACGCAUUUUUCAUUCACGACGAGAGAUGCGAACGCAUAGUUGGAAUAAAAAAUCGCAUCGAUCUUGUCGUUUGAUGUAUACAGUAUUAAUGACAGGCGCAAAAAAGGAAAGCGGUUUUAAACCGAGGAAUCGUCAAAGAAGAGAUAGAGAUUCCUUCCUCGUCCGACUAUUUUUCAGGUAAAAUUGUAUAAUCUAAGAUCUCAAGAAUGAAUAAACAGACUCUUAUUCAUAAGCAGACAGAGAUAAAGCGAGCGAGUUCGAAAGGGUCAUGGUCUGUGCAAAAAUAGUCUAUUUAUACAUACUUUGCUACGAAAGCUCUAUUUAAUUAAAGAAUGUUAAUAUAAUAUAUAUAUAAAUUAUAUAUAUAUAUACACAUUCAUACCUGAACGACGGCGCUAAAUAUAUAUAUUAUAUAUAUAAAUAUAUUACAAAAAUUAAAUUUCUAACUAGUUCGUAAGGUACGUGAAUAAUUCUGGUCAUGUAACGUUGUAAAUACGAGACACAAAGCAAGAUAGAUUACGCUAGAUAUGCGAAUUCGAUUCGAUGUCCCAUACGAAUGAACCCCGAUAUCUCCUGCGAUAAUUUUACAUACAAUCUUAUAUUCUUUACAUAUGUAUCAUAUUUUGCAAACAAAAUACUUGGGAUUUUUCUAUUUAUCUCCCAAGAGAAAUCUUAAUACGAUUAAUAAAUUAUUAAUUUCGCCGCGCGUAAUAGAAUAUCUAUUUUUUGCGUGAGAAAACGUUGCUUGAGAAAAUAAUCAUAAUCUUCGAUCAAUUUUGUUCUCAAUUUUUUAUUAGCAAAAUGAUAGGUUUAUUAUGUUUCAGAUAAGACAUAAUUUCCUAAAAAUUAAACGAUUUUAUAUUUUUUUCUAUGAAAAAGAAUAUAAGAAAAACGAAAAUGUGAUGUUGAUUAAAGAAUCAUGAUCACAGGAGAUAAUACGGCGUCUAUGAAGACUAUAUAUAAUGUGUACAUGAUCGGUGGCACGGUGUCCCCGACGAAAUAAAAAGAGGGAGCACGUCAACGUUACACAUACGAUAAUACAGUCGCAUUUACAGGUUUUUUACGUUUGUACCGUAUUUAUAUAUACGCUGUACACAGCGCCGCACUCCAAACUCUAUUCAAAUAAUGAUAAUUAACUGUGUCAUCAAAUAAAUCGCAUUCAAAUCUGU
This is a messenger RNA of Monomorium pharaonis (pharaoh ant), 11208 nucleotides long. It is a transcript of the gene sick, whose product is annotated as protein sickie. Bases 2285 to 9064 code for a protein of 2259 amino acids. Gene Ontology annotation, molecular function: protein binding; ATP hydrolysis activity. Lineage: Eukaryota; Metazoa; Arthropoda; Insecta; Hymenoptera; Formicidae. Gene Ontology annotation, biological process: nervous system development; neurogenesis. The transcript is spliced from 21 exons. The record is from RefSeq and is a predicted model, not a curated record.